Molecule: messenger RNA, 2093 nt
Organism: Linum trigynum
Lineage: Eukaryota; Viridiplantae; Streptophyta; Magnoliopsida; Malpighiales; Linaceae
Source: the annotation of a GenBank genome assembly
CCUUGGGGUGACCCACUUUUAUGGGAGAUGGAGGACCUAACCGACUGACUGGUUGGUUGGCUUGAGACUAUAUAUUUUUUUGGAGAAAUUAUAUUCUUACAGACGGGUUUUAAUUAAGGAAGUAAUUUAUCUUCCUUAAUUAAUCCGACUUAUUCCCCAAGCAAGAGGGCAUAUUCCUUGGGGUUCGGCUCCUAAAAAUAACCACCUCCCCAGUCCCUCUAAACACACCACAUCGAGCAUAAACAUAAUAGAGAGAGUGUUCAGAGAACUCGGGUUUUCGCACAAAACCGCAAGUAUUGAGAGGAGCUGUUUUAUCCUGGAGACGACCGGUUGAUAGUCUGUCGUGCGCAUCGAGGGCAGUGCCGCGAACGUCUUAAAGAGAGCGACCUAGUCCGCGACUCAGCUCCAGAUUCAGUAACCUCGUUCUUGUUGUUGUUCCAUUCCUAACAAUUUUAAGACGUUCGGCUGCUGCUAUGUCGACUGAACAGAACAACAUGGCCGGAUCUGGUGUUGUCGAUAUCAAUCGAUCUUUUUGCUUCGUUGGAGUCAACUUCCGUCGCUGGAGACAAAAGAUGGAGUUCUACCUGACGACCAAGAAGUUGGCACACUGCCUCACCAGCAUGCCCGUCGAGCUGCCGGAAGAAGCGACCGAUGAGGAGUGGGCUGCUUCUGCCAAGGAAAGGGAGCAUGACUUCUUGUGCAAGAACUACAUCCUUAACGGCCUGGCAGAUGAUCUCUACGACUGCUAUGUGGACAACAAUAACACCGCCAUGAUGAUCUGAGAUGCGCUCCAAAAGAAAUACGACACGGAGGAGGCCGGACUAAGAAGUAUGUUGUCAGUCGCUACCUGCGCUACCAGAUGGUGGAUGACAAGUCCGUUGAAGUUCAGUCCCACGAACUUCAAAAAAUAGCUCAUGAGAUCGUCUCUGAAGGUAUGCCUCUGGACGAUCAAUUUCAUGUUGCUUGCAUUAUUGAUAAGCUGCCCCCUUUGUGGAAAGAUUUUAAGAAAAUGCUUAGACAUAAAACCAGAGAAUUUUCACUGGAAAGCUUGAUUACUCGCCUAAGGAUUGAGGAAGAGUCCCGCAAGCAGGAUAUGAAAGAAGAGGUGAUGGCCGUCACUGCUAAACGACCCACCCCUAGAGCUCUUAAACCUAACCAAAAAGGGUUUAAAAGUAAGAACCAGCAGGUCCGCCCCCAUCAAAAUGGUGCCUCUCGAGGUAACCAAAGGGCCAUGGCCCAAACCUCUAAGAAUGACCCACCGUUUAUCUGCGAGAACUCGGGUUUUCGACAAAACCGCAAGUAUUGAGAGGAGUUGUUUUAUCCUGGAGACGACCGGUUGAUAGUCAGUCGUGCGCACCGCGAACAUCUUAAAGAGAGCGACCUAGUCCGCGACUCAGCUCCAGAUUCGGUAACCUCGUUCUUGUUGUUGUUCCGUUCCUAACAAUUUUAAGACGUUUGAACGAAAUCAAUUAUUAGAUAAUUAAUUAUUAAUCGGUUAUUCAAAAGAAUAUUCUAAGGAUAAUCGAUUAAAAAGGAAUAUUACAGACGGGUUUUAAUUAAGGAAGUAAUUUAUCUUCCUUAAUUAAUCCGACUUAUUCUUCAAGCAAGAGGGCAUAUUCCUUGGGGUUCGGCUCCUGUAAAUAGCCGCCUCCCCAGUCCCUCUAAACACACUACAACGAGCAUAAAUACAAUAGAGAGAGUGUUCAGAGAACUCGGGUUUUCGCACAAAACCGCAAGUAUUGAGAGGAGCUGUUUUAUCUUGGAGACAACCAGUUGAUAGUCUGUCGUGCGCAUCGAGGGCAGUGCCGCAAACGUCUUAAAGAGAGCGACCUAGUCCGCGACUCAGCUCCAGAUUCGGUAACCUCGUUCUUGUUGUUGUUCCAUUCCUAACAGUUUUGGUUGAGUGAAAUUAAAGCCUCAGAACUCCCAGCUCGAAGAUAAAAUGUAGGCAUUGAUAAGUUGGUGGGCAUCUGUAGCACGAGAUCUGCCUGCAUGAGUGUGUUUACCAGCAAAAGGGUCGCGUUUUAUGGAUAGGAAUAGACAUAGACUAUCAGGUCAAAAGACGAUGUCAAGAAUAAGGUGAUGUUAUGAGA